AUGGCUUUCACUCAACCGCGUCUACCACCUUUGCCAAGGGUGUUCUUCACCCUCGAUGACAAGUCGCCUCAAUCCCAAUCCCAGAGGACCCUCCGCCGCUCCAGCAGCUUCUCCGGAUACACUCCCUUCGAGCUCAGCGAUGCCAACUUCGAACUCGACUUGAGCCCUUGUGGAGACCGUGGCUGCGAAGUGGCUGAGACGGCCAUUGCGGACAAGUGUGGGCCAGGAGAGCCGCCGGUCCUUUGGCCCGACACCGAGGACGAGGAACCAAUGGGCUGGUCUGAGGCGCCCUCUGCGUCGGGAACGCUUGGGCCAGCAACCGAUGAGACGGAGAGCUGGGGAGGUGUCCCGGUUAUGGGCCUAUGGCUCUCACCGCUGCCCUCCAAAGAGGGCCCAGUUGCGGAAGCCAGUCUCGAUGAGACACCGAGCGAAGAUCACGAUCUCUCCGGCAAGGUGAAG
This is a messenger RNA of Symbiodinium sp. CCMP2456, 459 nucleotides long. The record is from the annotation of a GenBank genome assembly. NCBI's taxonomy places the organism in Eukaryota, Dinophyceae, Suessiales, Symbiodiniaceae.